Messenger RNA from Cygnus atratus (black swan), 1002 nucleotides. It is a transcript of the gene HOGA1, whose product is annotated as 4-hydroxy-2-oxoglutarate aldolase 1. Gene Ontology annotation, molecular function: N-acetylneuraminate lyase activity; 4-hydroxy-tetrahydrodipicolinate synthase activity. The coding region runs from base 1 to 1002 and encodes 333 amino acids. The record is from RefSeq and is a predicted model, not a curated record. The transcript is spliced from 7 exons. NCBI's taxonomy places the organism in Eukaryota, Metazoa, Chordata, Aves, Anseriformes, Anatidae. Gene Ontology annotation, biological process: N-acetylneuraminate catabolic process.
AUGGCGCUCAGCACCCGCCUCGCCUCGGCCCUCCGGCCGGCCCUGGCAGCUCUGUGCCGGGCAGCCCCCGGGCAGCGCCGGGGGCUCAGCACCCCUCCUGGCCCGGAGCCCACGCUCGACCUCGGGGGCAUCUUCCCACCCCUCGCCACCCCCUUCUCGGCCCUGCGGGAGGUGGACUAUGCCCAGCUGGAGGCCAACCUGCGGCGCUACGCCAGCAUCCCCUUCCGAGGGCUGGUGGUGCUGGGCUCCACCGGGGAGCACCCGUACCUGGCACCCCGCGAGCGGCUGGAGGUGCUGAGCUGCGUGCGCCGCGCGCUGCCCCGGGACCGCCUGCUGCUGGCGGGCUCCGGCUGCGAAUCCACCCAGGCCACCGUCGAGCUGACGGUCAGCAUGGCAGAGGCCGGGGCUGACGCGGCGCUGGUGGUGACGCCCUGCUACUACCGGGGAGCCAUGAGCAGCGCCGCCCUGGUGCGGCACUACACGGAGGUGGCCGAGGCGUCCCCCAUCCCCGUGGUGCUCUACAGCGUCCCUGCCAACACCGGCCUGGAGCUGCCGCUGGAGGCUGUCCUCACCCUGGCUCAGCACCCCAAUGUCAUCGGCAUCAAGGACAGCGGCGGGGAUAUCACCCGCGUGGGUCUGCUCGUCCACAAGACGCGGCAGGAGGAUUUCCAGGUGCUGGCGGGAUCGGCCGGCUUCCUUUUGGCGAGCUACGCCGUGGGUGCCUCGGGGGGGGUCUGCGCCCUCGCCAACGUCCUGGGGGCCCCGCUGUGCCAGCUGGAGCGCCUGUGCCGCCAGGGCUGCUGGCAGGAGGCCCGCGACCUGCAGCACCGGCUCAUCGAGCCCAACGCGGCGGUCACCCGCCGCUUUGGGAUCCCGGGGCUGAAGAAGGCCAUGGAGUGGUUCGGGUACUACGGGGGGCCCUGCCGCGCGCCCCUGGCCCCGCUGAGCCCGGCCCAGGUGGAGGAGCUGAGGGGCACCUUCAGCACCAACGGCUGGUUGUGA